Messenger RNA from Trematosphaeria pertusa, 1915 nucleotides. RefSeq lists its product as uncharacterized. Gene Ontology annotation, cellular component: nucleus. The coding region runs from base 94 to 1833 and encodes 579 amino acids. Gene Ontology annotation, molecular function: DNA-binding transcription factor activity, RNA polymerase II-specific; zinc ion binding; transcription cis-regulatory region binding. Gene Ontology annotation, biological process: regulation of DNA-templated transcription. Lineage: Eukaryota; Fungi; Ascomycota; Dothideomycetes; Pleosporales; Trematosphaeriaceae. The record is from RefSeq and is a predicted model, not a curated record. The transcript has 4 exons.
CUUCUCAUCUGAUUGUCAUCUCGUUUCCAGCCCCUCAAAGAUGAGUCCUGAACUCGAAACCGCCUGGGUCGUGUGAAACCAUAAAGCGGUCCCAUGCCUCCAGACCGUGGCCGCGCUUCGAAAGCCUGCACAGCAUGCCGGAAGCAGAAGACGAGAUGUUAUGAGACGGCCAGCGGUCGAGCGUGUCUUCGAUGUGACCGUCUAGGACAGGCCUGUUCCCUCAGUGAUGAACCCCGGCAUCACAAUGCCGGCGCAGCGACAUGGGGCAGCAAUGGUGGUCCUAGCAGGCAUCCCGACGAUGACAGAAGGAUUGAACGCCUCGAGAGGGUAGUAGAGGCCUUGAUAAAACGCUUGGAUGAUGUAGAGUCUGGUAACCCCCCACGAGCACAUGCGCCACACCCCCGGGAUUCGCCGGUACAGGAAGGAAGCCCGUCCCAGCCACACGUUGAACCAGAGGGAACUGAGCAAAAUCCCGCACCGCUUUUUGUGCUUCGCGAUGUAACUACCCAGUCAGGCUUUCGAGCUGCGGACCGGACUGCGACGAAUACGCCGUCCCGGAGUCUCUCUGACGACAUUGUUUUGAAGGGCUUGCUGAGUGAGCAAGAUGCGGUCUCGUUACUGGCGGGUUUCCAGGAGAACUAUGGUAGGUGGGUGUCUUUCAAUCCGGUCACACCAGCAACGCGGCUCCUCGAAGAUGUUCGCAAGUCUCCCCUGCUGCUCGCCGCCUGUUGUCUCAUAGCCGUUCGCCAUACUUCCCAGGACCUUGCGGCGCGCCUCGCACCAAAGCUGUUCAAAGAAGCUAAGACUCUGCUAUCUCUCGCACUGCUCACAGUGCCGCAACCAAUCGAAUUCUUCCAGGCAUCUUUGGUAUUGAGCUUGUGGUCGACGACUAUCGGACAGAUUCCAUUAGGAAUUGACAGCUGGCUGCUAAGUGGAUUUGCGCUGCAGCAUAGCGUAGCUAGCGGCCUUUUCCCGUCUGAGAUGGAUGCCAGUAGAACGAGCUUGGGGAAGCAAGAGCUCGACCAUCUGUGCAUUUGGAAUCACCUCUGCCUUGUACAUCUUCACUACUGUGUGGGAACGCGUCGAAAAGCUGUCCUGGACCAAAAAGAUGUGGAAAGGUGUCGGUUGAUUCUUGGAUCCAAUCAUGCUACCAAUUUCGAAUCCCGGAUGGUAGCAGAGGUGCACCUGUACUGGAUUAUGUAUCAAAGCUGCGGUACAGCUAUUGAUCUUCCGAAGACGCAGGCGAUGCUACAUGGUUGGAAGGAAGAGUGGGGAUUCCUCUUGGAACAACCCCGAUCUCAAUUUGUCCACAUGGGCUUCUACUUUGCUCAAUUGCUAGCUUAUGACCAGUCUCUGAAGACUCGCUCCGCCGCGGUUAGAGAAUCACUUCUACUGGAAAUGGUUCGCUUAUCUACCGCCACCAUCAAUGUGGCAAUGGAGUCGACCGACGAGCGGACGCGCCAUCUCACGGAUCAUAUAUACCACAUGAUCAGCUUCGCCGCUGUUACACUCUGCCGGCUGCUUCACAAUUAUGAAGAGCAACUCUCAUCAUCGCAUGAUCUCCACGGUCUCGAUGGGCUGAUCUUGUCGCUGGUAUCGUGGCUACACGCCAUCGGCCUUCCAUGCCAUGUGGCGCACACGAUGGGCGAUGUUGUCGCUGCUUUCCACAAAAAGUUGCGUCCUGAUUCUAGUCCCAGCCCUAGCACAUCGUAUGCUGGAGUUGAUCCGGCUAUCCAAGACGACUUCGCUCAGCUCUUUCCGGAGUUCUAUGGAGCAUCUACUUUCGACAUGAUCAACGGUUCCAUGCUUCCGGACUUCCAACCACUCCUCUAAGAUGAACGUAAUAAAGAACGUCAUACGAGCUGUUGAGACGAGGGACAUCUAUUGAGGGAUUCGAAAAGAGCUAUACCAAACG